CGCUGGGGGUCUCCAGAGGGGCCGCUGCAUGAGUCGAGGCCAGAAACAUUCUCCCCGCCGCCUGUGCAUGGAAGCAAAAUGGUAGACCAAAGUGACGCGGUCACCGCCGCGUUCUACGGGCUCCUCGCUGCUGUCUGCUGCCUCGCGCAAUCCGCCCGGAGUCCGCAGUUCGCGGUGCAGCCUCUCUCUACUUUCCAGAAAUAUGGCGGCUCGGUCACCCUGAGCUGCUCGGUGGAGCCGGCCGACGCCGUCAUCUCCUGGAGGCUGAACGGAGUGGAACUCGGCCCCGUCGGAGAGGUCCCCGGCGUUCUGGUGUCCGGCGGAACUCUGAUCAUCCAGAGUCUGAACAACGACACGGUGGGGAGGUAUCAGUGCAUCGCACAAACCUCCAUGGGAGCGAUGGCAAGUGUUCCAGCCAUAGUCACCCUGGCCAACCUGCAAGACUUUAAGUUGGACACGCAGCACGUGAUCGAGGUGGAUGAGGGCAACACAGCCGUGAUCGCGUGUAACCUGCCCGAGAGCCACCCCAAGGCCCAGGUGCGCUACAGCGUCAAGCAGGAAUGGCUGGAGACCUCCAGAGAUCAUUAUCUGAUCAUGCCCUCUGGUAACCUCCAAAUCGUGAACGCCACUCAGGAAGAUGAAGGGACGUACAAGUGCGCCGCGUAUAACCCCGUCACCCAGGAAGUCAAAACCUCUGUGUCCAGUGACCGGCUGCGCGUUCGCCGCUCCACGGCGGAGGCGGCUCGUAUUAUUUAUCCUCCUGUCUCUCAGACCAUCAUCGUGACCAAGGGCCAGAGCCUCAUCCUGGAGUGUGUGGCCAGCGGCAUGCCACCUCCGAAAAUCACCUGGACCAAGAACGGAACGGGCAUCGCGGGGCACAACAAGACCCGCUUCCUACUCAGUAACCUGUUGAUCGAUGCCACGAGCGAGGAGGACUCAGGGACGUACACGUGUACGGCCAGCAAUGGCAUAGGGGACGAGGGAUCUGCGUUCAUCUUCUAUAACGUUCAGGUCUUCGAACCCCCCGAGGUCAGCAUGGAGCUUUCCCAGCAGACGGUGGCAUGGGGUCAGAGCACGAGGUUUACGUGUGAGGUCAGGGGUAACCCCCAGCCUUCCGUAGUGUGGCUGAGGAACGCCACGCCGGUGCUGCCCGGCCCGCGGCACAAAAUCUCCAGGAAGGUUCUGCGGGUGAACAACGUGGGCCCCGAAGAUGAAGGGAUUUACCAGUGCAUGGCGGAGAAUGAAGUGGGGAGCGCGCAGGCCUUAACUCUGCUCAUAACCAACAGGCCAGGAACGUUCCUGAACCCUGGGUCCGAUGUUCUUACCCUGCCCCCCACGGGACCACCCUUGGCUUACGACAGGCAAUUGUUGCUCAAAGCCCAGUUAAAACCGAGGGUCCCAACUCCCGGAGUACCUGCUCCGUGCCCGACGGGUAAAGACAGCAUCGUCCAGCCGGAAGCUCCCAUCGUCCUCAGCUCUCCCCGAACAUCUAAAACCGACUUCUACGAACUGGUGUGGAAGCCGCGGCACGAUGGAGGAGCCCCCCUGCUGUACUACUUAGUGAAGCAUCGAAAGCAGGUGGUCAAUGCCUCCGAUGAGUGGACAGUGUCCAGGGUCCCCGGCUCUCAGUCCCGUCUCACUUUGAGCAAACUGGACCCCGGGAGCUUGUACGAAGUGGAGAUGGCGGCUUAUAACUGUGCCGGAGAGGGGCAGACGGCCAUGGUGACCUUCAGGACGGGACGUCGGCCCAAACCGGACAUCAUACCCAGUAAAGAACUCCAGAUCCAGAAGGAUGAUCCUGGAACCAGCACCCAGAGCAGCGUCCCUUUGGAUAACAACCGCCUCUCCCCUCCCGAGGCUCCAGACCGACCCACCAUCUCAACAGCUUCGGAGACCUCUGUGUACGUCACGUGGAUCCCGAGACGCAACGGCGGCUUCCCCAUCCAGUCGUUCCGCGUAGAGUACAAGAAGCUGAAACAACCGGGAGACUGGGUCUUAGCGACCAGGGACAUCCCGCCGUCCCGUCUGUCGGUGGAAAUAAAAAAUCUCGAAAAAGGGACUUCAUACAAGUUCCGGGUGAGAGCUCUGAAUAUCUUCGGGGAGAGCCAGCCCAGCGCCCCCUCCAAGCCAUACGUGGUGUCCGGCUACAGUAACCGCGUGUACGAGCGGCCCGUGACCGGACCCUACAUUACCUACACGGAGGCCAUCAAUGAGACCACCAUCAUGUUGAAGUGGAUGUACAUCUUGGCCAGCAACAAUAACACUCCUAUCCACGGCUUCUACAUUUACUACCGUCCCACCGACAGCGACAACGACAGCGAUUACAAGAAAGACGUAGUGAAAGGAGAUUGUUACUGGCACUCGAUCAGCCACCUGCAGCCGGAGACCUCGUAUGACAUUAAGAUGCAGUGUUACAACGAGGGAGGAGAAAGCGAGUUCAGCAACGUCAUGAUGUGCGAGACCAAAGCUCGAAAGUCUUCUCAGACAGGACCCCUGCCUCAGCCGGUCAUCCCUUCACCCCAACUGCCUCCCGGGAGUGGGGUACCCGGGCCAGCCACCGUAGCCCGUUCCAGCGACCUGCCCUACCUGAUUGUUGGCGUCGUCCUCGGUUCCAUUGUCCUCAUAAUCGUCGCUUUCAUCCCUGUCUGCCUUUGGAGACCGUGGUCCAAACAGAAGCAGACCACCGACAUUGGGUUCCCCAGCGUAAGCCUCAUCCCCCAAUCGAGCCAGUACACCAUGGUGCCCCUACGAGGGACGCCCGCCGUCGGCCCCAUUCCGUAUUCAAACGGUGACGUCGUGAACGGCUCCUGCCCAUCCGACAAGCCAGGCUAUCCGGCAGCAAAGCAGAGAGAUUACAGCUCAGACACCGUAAAUCAGGAUGAAGCUAAUACUCUUCUCCAGGGAGGCGACGUAGAAGACGGGCAUUUUACUGAAAAUCACAAACCCGCAGGGUCGUGCUCCACACUGAAGGAAGAGCUUUCUCUGCACGACAUGGAGGAGGAUGACAAGACUUCAGUCCUUCGCUGUGUGACAACCGACAACUGCCCCGUCCUCACCUUACCCACCGAACAAGGUUCCACACACGCGCUUCCACCAGUGGAGAUUUCGGAAAUACCUAUUUGCAUGCAGGCUCUUGGUGGACUCCAUCACGACACGAUACUGGUCGUGGACACAGACAGAAGCUCAGACUCUCGGCAGCGAGAUGCCGUAUGUCCACAGACUUCAUCGGAGAGACCGGCCACUUAAAGGACCGCAAAAUAACUAAAGGACUCUUGACAGGUGUGAUCCUGAUGCAGUAUAAAGUAAUACUCGGUAUCUC
Molecule: messenger RNA, 3319 nt
Organism: Spea bombifrons (plains spadefoot toad)
Lineage: Eukaryota; Metazoa; Chordata; Amphibia; Anura; Pelobatidae
Gene: BOC
Product: BOC cell adhesion associated, oncogene regulated
Exons: 18
Coding region: 79-3246 (1055 amino acids)
Biological process (GO): axon guidance; nervous system development; cell-cell adhesion
Cellular component (GO): axon; plasma membrane
Molecular function (GO): protein binding
Source: RefSeq, a predicted model, not a curated record